GUCACCAUGCUACUUCCUCCAUUCUUCCUCAUCUUUCUCUCCCUCUUCUUCAUGAACACUCAUGGAAACAACACCUCCCUGCCAUCAACAUGCCCCUCUCAUGAUUGCGGUAACGGCCUUGAGAUUAGAUACCCUUUCUGGCUCAAUGAUAGCGACACCUCUAAUAACCAAUAUUGUGGCUACCCUCAUUUUGGUCUUAGAUGUGCAGACAACGGCCAGCCAAUUUUUAGCCUACCUAAUGACAAUUUUUACGUGAAGAACAUCAAUUAUGAUGAUUAUACGUUCACCCUUGUCGAUAUUGACGUCGUCGACCAAACAUGCCCUAGGGCGCGUCACAACCUUACUCUAGGCACCCUGCCGUUGUAUCACUCCGAUUUGAACUUAAACCUUAGUUUUUAUUUCAACUGCUCUUCACAUCCCUCUAGUUUGACACCCGUAAAGUGUUUAGGAUCUAACGAUCUGCGGUCCUAUGUCGUGACGGAGGAGAAUGAUGAUGGGGUUGAUAAGUCUGAUUUGGUCAAUAGUUGCGAGGAGAAAGUAGAAGCCACGGUGAUGAAGAGGGAGAUUAACAUGAAUGACUUGAUCAGUGGAUUCGGUGCGGCCAUGAAUAAGGGAUUUGUGUUGGAUUGGCGGAGGAUCAGGGAGUGCGGUGCUUGCGAGGCUUCCCAAGGCUUUUGCGGGUACGAUAACUCAGCCCAUGAGUUUUUGUGCUUUUGCAAGAAUGGCCAAAUCGGCAAGGACCACUGCCUAGGGCUGUUAGGAUUGAUAUCUGACAAAUCCAACAACCAAGUCACUUCAUCCAAUUUUUGAGUUCAACAUGUCCAAACUUACACCAAAAGAAUCUCAUACUGACAAGUGACGUGCUG
Molecule: messenger RNA, 866 nt
Organism: Theobroma umbraticum
Lineage: Eukaryota; Viridiplantae; Streptophyta; Magnoliopsida; Malvales; Malvaceae
Product: LEAF RUST 10 DISEASE-RESISTANCE LOCUS RECEPTOR-LIKE PROTEIN KINASE-like 1.2
Molecular function (GO): polysaccharide binding
Source: RefSeq, a predicted model, not a curated record